This is a messenger RNA of Malus domestica (apple), 909 nucleotides long. The record is from RefSeq and is a predicted model, not a curated record. Lineage: Eukaryota; Viridiplantae; Streptophyta; Magnoliopsida; Rosales; Rosaceae.
AUGGCUAACUUAUCAUCUUUGAAUGCCCUAGCCAUCGUGGGAUGUCACCUGUUUGGUGAAUUUCCUGUGAGAAUUUUCCAACUACCAAACCUAGAAAUUCUUAGUGUGAGAUACAACCAAGAUCUGACUGGAUAUUUUCCUGAAUUUAAUCGAAGUAGUCCUCUCAUGCUUCUGAAAGUUUCCUUUACUAGGUUUUUCGGGAACAUACCCUCUUCGUUUAGAAACCUUGAUUCACUGCAAGAGUUGGAUGUGGCUCAAUGCAAUUUUUCGGAAGGGUUGGUUCCAUCUUCACUUGGGAAUCUUAGGAAGCUCACUGAUCUAGACAUUUCACUCAACAGAUUUGGAGGUCCGAUUCCUGAUUCCUUGGCAAACCUCACAUCUUUUUCAAAUCUCACAAACCUUCAGAUCCUUUAUCUACAUUCGAAUAGUCUGAGUGUGAAAAGUUUGGAGCGUUUGGACCUUUCUAGAAACAAAAUCCGAGGCCAAGUACCAAAAUGGAUGUGGAACACAACCAUAGAAACUUUGGUAUUGUUGGCCAUUUCUCAAAACUUCAUUUCAGACCAACCUCCACUUUUCCUUCCUUGGGUGAAACUGAUUCUAUACCACAACAUUCUCACUGGUUCUAUCACAUCAUCCCUUGGAACCCAACUUACUUCCUUGAAAUUCACUUCAUACGAGGGAAACCCAGGGUUGUGUGGAGAUCCAUUGCCAAAGAAAUGUGGAAAUCCUAAGGCCCCUCAACUUCCACCUUCAACCGUCGACGAAGGUGAUUCUAGCUCAGAAGGCAUAUUUGAAUUUGAUUGGAAAAUUGUUUCGGCCGGAUGUGGAAGUGGGUUGGUAGUGGGAGUAGUUCUUGCAGAUGUUGUGAUCACAAGGAGGCCCGACUUGUUUCUUAAGUCGUUGGAAUGA